AUGGAUAAAAAGAUAAUAGCAGAUGUAUUCCAAAGGCAUUUAGAUUAAUUGACCAGUCGUCUGAAUGAUGACCUCCCAGCCCUUUGCAUUCUUUCAGGGAAGGAGGAUGGCUCGAUCAAACCAAAAACUAAGGCUUUAUUUGUGUGGUUAUUUGGAUACGAUAUGAUUGAGACUGUGUUCAUUGCGACAAGGAAACAAAUUUUCUAUUUGGCGAGCGACAAGAAGUUGUAGAUGAUGGAGGAGACUAAGCAACGAUUGGGCGGGAGAUAUGAAGUCCACUUCUAUAAGAAAGUUGCUGACAAUCGUGACAGCUUCGAAAAAAUUCGUUAGAAAUUGGGGAAUGGCAAGCUGGGAAUGCCUACAACAGAGCAACAAGCAGGUAGUUUGGCCACGGAAUGGUACGACUAUAAAGGAUGGUCUCAAAUCGUGGAUGCGAGUUAAUUGAUUAGUGAUGUCCUCGCAGUAAAGGAUGACUAAGAGUAAGCCUUCAUCAAUCAAUCGUCGCAAUUGACUACUCGUCUUUUCAAGAAGCUCAUCAAAUAGAUAGAGGAUUCAAUUGAUGUUGGAACUCGCAUAACUCAUUAGGAUUUAGCAAAGAAAGUGGAGCAAUCUUUGGACAAUGAUAAACAAAAAGUCAUAAAAGACAUCGGAUUGUAAGAUGGCUUGUAUGAUUUUGCCUACACUCCAAUAAUUCAGAGUGGUGGCAAUUAUCAGCAAGUUGAUGGUCCAAACAAAGACUAUCUAUCAUCAGAUGUAAUUAUUAUAUCUCUUGGUACUUAAGUUAAUGAAUAUAACACAAAUUGCAUACGAACAUUAUUUAUUAAUCCAACAGAAGUGCAAAAGAAAUUGUAUAACACAAUUAUAGAAGUGUAGAGCAAAAUAAUUGGGUUAUUGACAGUGGGCACUCCUUUAAAUUAAGUGUAUAAGGAAGCUGUGCCUAUCCUCUAGCAGAAGAUCCAGGAAAUAAACAUUACUAAUGUUUAGUUGCCAUCUUCUUUUGGAUAUGGCAUAGGACUUGAGUUAAAAGAACCUUUUCUUGCAAUUUCUGAAAAGUCAACUCAUCUUGUGGCCAAGAAUGAAGUUUACUUUGUAUAAGUAACAUUGGAGAAUCUGUCAAAUGGAUAGAAGGGUAUAAGUUACACAAUUUCUGUUGGUGAUGUCAUUGUUGUAACAAAUGGUGCAGCCAAUGUGACUACCAAUUCAAUCCCAAAGGCUUAUAAAUAAAUAUCAUAUCAGUUGCAGGAGGAGGAUGAAUAGCCUGCUCAGAAGCAAUAGCCUAAGUAGACGGAUGCUCCAAAGGAGGGGCGAACGAGAGCACCACGUAAUUAAUAGAUUCAAAUACAAAGAGAGAAUGAGAAAUAGAGACAGAUUCAUUAGGAGAAGUUGGCGAAGGACAAAUAGAAUGAGUUAGAGUAGAGGUUAGAGCAGGAUUAAUUUGUUUAGAAUUCUCAGGAGACUAAAGCCUUGGAGUUGGAUAAGUUAUAGUGUUACUAGAAAUCAGAGCAGUAUCCGAAGGACUUGUAAAAGGGAUAGAUUUAUAUUGAUAAUUAGAAAUGCGCAGUCUUGGUACCUUUGUUGGGUACUCAUGUGCCAUUUCAUGUGUCUUGCAUAAAAAAUAUGGGGUCGUCUAUAAGAAUCAAUUUCUUUACUUCAGAGACAACUGCCGGGUAGAUUCAAUUCCCUCAGAUUGAUGGAGAGACAAUCUUCAUUAAGGAGUUGUAGUACAGAUCGAAGAAGAGUGAUCGUCCUUAGAAUUUGAUAUUGUAGAUAAAAUAAUUAUAGAAAAAGGUGAAGGCGGAAUAGUAAGUGGAAAGAGAGAAAUAGCAUGUUGGUGAGUUAGAACCUUUGAUUGUUAGCAAGUCUGGUAGAAAACCCAUUUUCAAGGAUUUGAAAGUGAGACCUACCUUUGGUUCUGGUAAAGCUGCAGGUAUUUUGGAGGUGAAUUCCAAUGGGUUUAGAUAUGUUCAUUCAAAUAAAGAAUAAUUGGAUAUUGUAUUUAAGAAUAUUAAGCAUUACAUUUAUUAAAGUCCAGAACAAGACAUUAUUGCUGCCCUACAUUUCCAUCUUCAUUCUCCUAUAGUUCUAGGUAAGAGAAAGACACAUGAUGUGUAAUUCUAUUGUGAGGUAGGAGGAGCAGUAGAACAUUUGGAAGGAAGAAGGAAAAACAAUAAAAACGAUGAUGACGAAAUAGAAGAAGAGGAGAGAUUGCGAGUGCAUAGAAAGAAGAUGGCAAGAGAAUUCGAAGUGUUCAUUAAAACAAUUGAGGAAAUGGGAGCAGAUUAUAAGAUAUAAUUUGAAAAGCCAUUUAGAGAUCUGGGAUUUGAAGGAAAUUGGAAUAGAGCAAGAUUGUUUUUGUAGCCUACUCACAACACUCUAAUGAAUGUCGUUGAGAGUCCAUUCUUUAUCUUGACAUUAUCUGAAGUUGAAAUCUGUUGUUUUGAACGUAUAAUCCCAGGCAUUAAAUCCUUUGAUCUAGUAUUUGUGUUCAAGAACUACGACAGAUAAGUGUUGAGAAUUGAGAGUAUUGACAUCAAAGAUUUGGAAGGAGUUAAAAAUUGGUUGGAUAGGAUGAAUUUGUUAUUUUUUGAAGUAGCGUAGAAUCUAGUUUGGAAAAACGUACUUGCUCAAAUCUAAAAAGACAUCCCAGGAUUCGUGUAAGAUGGAGGUUGGACUAACAUUUUGGCUGAGAGUGAGGAAGAGGAAGGAGAUGAAGAUGAUCCAGAAGCUGGAGACAGUGAAUUCUCACCUGAAUAAUCAGAAGAGGAUGGAGAUGAUGACUCUGAUUUCACUGAAGAUGAUGAUGAUGGUGAUGAUGAAGAUGAUGAUGAUGGUGGAAGUGAUGAUGAUGAUUUGUCUGAUGUUUUAGAUCUCAAUAAUAUCAGUGAAUAAGAUGAUGAUGAUGAUGAUGAAUCCGAUUCUGAUAAACCAAGACAUAAAAACAAAUCUAAACCUCAAUCCAAGCCAUAACCUAAACCAUAACAAAAACCAACUUCUGUCAAACCCACUCAAUAACAAAAAAGACCUCCACCUAGAAAAUGA
Paramecium tetraurelia is the source of this 3039-nucleotide messenger RNA. RefSeq lists its product as uncharacterized. The record is from RefSeq and is a predicted model, not a curated record. NCBI's taxonomy places the organism in Eukaryota, Ciliophora, Oligohymenophorea, Peniculida, Parameciidae. The transcript has 7 exons. Gene Ontology annotation, biological process: positive regulation of transcription elongation by RNA polymerase II; transcription elongation by RNA polymerase II. Gene Ontology annotation, cellular component: FACT complex. Gene Ontology annotation, molecular function: nucleosome binding.